Cynoglossus semilaevis (tongue sole) is the source of this 275-nucleotide messenger RNA. RefSeq names its product coiled-coil domain-containing protein 157-like. The transcript has a single exon. Lineage: Eukaryota; Metazoa; Chordata; Actinopteri; Pleuronectiformes; Cynoglossidae. Bases 24 to 275 code for a protein of 83 amino acids. The record is from RefSeq and is a predicted model, not a curated record.
CUCGCACUUCUCGACCCUCGGUCAUGAGUCAGCUCCUGGAUCACCAGGACUGUAUCGAAAGACUUCAAAAAGAUCUCGUCGACCUCCAAGGUGCCGUUCUGGAUGUUUUCUCGAGAACCGGACCCGUUCGUGUUCCCUCCUGGAAGUUCCCCGAUAAACUGUCCUGUCACCUGGACAUGGUGGCUCUGCUGGACGAGUACGACUUUGUGGACGGAGACGGUGCGUCGAAUCAACACUCCCACGUAGUUCUACUAGAACUCGUGAUUGACAGGUAG